AUGCGCACAGUUUACACGCCCAAUCGGCUGUCAAACUUGAUAGCCCAUCCAUUUCAGCCGACAUUUCUUCUGGCAUUUUGGUUGAAGUCAACGCAACAGCCCGGUUGUAGUGCUCCAGCACUGGAACUUUGUAUAGCCUGGUACGAUUCAAGUGAGCUGUUCCGAGCGGCCAGCAAAUCUCGACCUGCCUAUCCAUCCCACUAUCAGCCGAUUCAUAUUGCUAGUUCGAUAGACAAAACAAACUGGUCCGACAUUCGUCCGUUGCUCGAAUCGAUCCGUGUGUGCGGCGUCAGCCAGGAAGGUUACAUGUAUACCGUGCUGAUGAAUUCGAGGAAGCUCAUCUUACUCGAUCAACGGGACGACUGUGAUUUCCAAAACCACUCCGGGCGUGAAUGGAUUUUAUUACGGGUCCCACUGAUCUUACCCAAUUCCAUUGUGACACGAUCACUCUCUUUGGAACCGAAGUGGUUCGGUCCACUGUCCUGGGACAAAACAUUGUGUGCGGAACAAUCUCCAGUCUUGAUGAGUUUGAGCUGUCGAAAGGAUCUGGUCAGUGUGUAUGCACACUACACGAACACGGAGCUGAUUCGGUACGAGAUGAACUUGCAACAAUGUGCAACAUUCACUAGUUGUGCUGUUUCAAUGCGCACUCGAAUUACCAUUCGAGAGGUUUUAGGUCUCUCCUGUGAGGACAAUCCACUGUGGAUGCAAUGCUGCACCAGGGAGCAGUCGGACGACUUGGUUCUAUGUCAUCGAUUUUCAGAUCAGCUCACUCUAACAGUUUCUAUUCUUCGAUUUCCUAUCGGCAAAACAAUGGGUCUGAAUGUGCCUGCCUACCCGCUUUACAUGUUCCCAAUUUCCACCGGGUCUAUUGCCUCCAGUUUGAAAGUGAGCGGAUUGCCAGAUGUGACUGGCGAACAUGUUCUGUUCUGGGGAUCGGAUAGUCAAAAGUUGCAUUUGUACCACUUGAGUCAUACGCCACUCGCGGUUCUACUUGAUACACUGACCUCGACAACUACGGCAGAAUUGGAGUACCCGGGGCGGAGCUCUAUGGCACAGAUUGUUGUACAGCUUCUGGAAGCUGCCGGUGAAACGCAUCGGGACGAAAGGCACAUCAGGUGUUAUCCCGGUUCGCCGCGUUCACUCAUCGCAUGUUUACCGGUGACCAGAUUCUGCAGGCCGAUCCAGUUCACUCUGCCGGAUCAAUUGGAGCAUCUG
Echinostoma caproni is the source of this 1218-nucleotide messenger RNA. The record is from the annotation of a GenBank genome assembly. NCBI's taxonomy places the organism in Eukaryota, Metazoa, Platyhelminthes, Trematoda, Plagiorchiida, Echinostomatidae.